AUGGCCAUCAUCUUCGGCUUCGUGGUCGUCAACGCCGACUAUACAACGUACCAAGGGCUGCACUCAGCCAUAAGUAUCAUUUUCAUGACAGCACUGUAUCAAGGAUACGCGACGUACGUUGCUUGCCUGCCUUCAUCCCUGGGGGAACGAGUCGUCUACUGCCGCGAGUGCGACGCGCAGACGUACAACACUCUCUGGUACUUCUUCGGCAUCACGAGAUCCCCUACGUCUUUGGCAGUAAUCUCCUCUUCACCAUUGUCUUCUCCCCUCUCCUCGGCUUCCGGUCCUCCAGCACGGCUGUUCUACAGGCUCAACAUCUCCCUCUCCGUGCUCAUACAGACGCUCCUGGGCCAGCUGCUCGCCUACUUGCUGUCCAGUGGCGAAGUCGUUGCCGUUGUGGGCGUCCUCAUCAGCAUCAUGUUUCUGCUCUUUGCUAAGUUCAACCCGCCUGCUGCUGCCAUCCCGGACCGUUACCUAUAUAUCUUUGACGUCACUCCACAGCGCUGUUCCCUCUCGAUCCUCGUCUCGCUCGUGUUCGGCAACUGUCCUGAAGAUCCGGUGUAUGAUGAAAGAUUAAGGGACUACACCAACGAGCGGUCGGAACUCGCGUGUUAA
Messenger RNA from Peronospora matthiolae, 615 nucleotides. The record is from the annotation of a GenBank genome assembly. NCBI's taxonomy places the organism in Eukaryota, Oomycota, Peronosporomycetes, Peronosporales, Peronosporaceae.